This is a messenger RNA of Zea mays, 985 nucleotides long. RefSeq names its product teosinte branched1 protein. Gene Ontology annotation, cellular component: nucleus. The record is from RefSeq and is marked validated. Gene Ontology annotation, molecular function: sequence-specific DNA binding; DNA-binding transcription factor activity. Bases 45 to 767 code for a protein of 240 amino acids. The transcript has a single exon. NCBI's taxonomy places the organism in Eukaryota, Viridiplantae, Streptophyta, Magnoliopsida, Poales, Poaceae. Gene Ontology annotation, biological process: regulation of secondary shoot formation.
AUCAACAUCAUCAUUACGUCUACCUGCAGCUUCUGCUUUCCUUUAUGCCGUCGACCGCGAUGUCUUGGGACGGGUACGGCGCGCAGAUCUUCCUCGCCGACAUGUCGUUCCACCACCAGGAUACCCUGGAGGCGGUGUUCCAGCAGCCUGCAGAGACGACGCUCCUGCAGGCGCCGGCGGGGGAGAAGGAGCUGCCCAGCAACGGGUCGCCGCCGGUGGUGGAUGACGCCGGCGUCCAGGCCGCGGCCGUACUACGGAAGCGGCCGUUCCGGACGGAUCGCCACAGCAAGAUCCGCACGGCGCAGGGCGUCCGCGACCGCCGGAUGCGGCUCUCGGUCGGGGUCGCGCGAGAGUUCUUCGCGCUGCAGGACCGCCUCGGGUUCGACAAGGCCAGCAAGACCGUGAACUGGCUCCUCGCCCAGUCCAAGCCGGCCAUCGACCGCCUCGUCGACGCCGCCGACCAGGCGGCUGUAGUCACAGGAGGAGGACCGACGCUGGUGAAGGGGAGAGGGGAGGGGAGCAACUCAAGCACUUGCUGUUUGACGGACUCGAGGGAGGAGCUGGCCACGGAGAAGGGAAGAAGCAGAGCCGGUGACGCCGGUCUUGAUUGGCCACCGCCUCUUAUUGAAGAACACGGCUGCGGCGAGCUGGGAUGGAUCAUGUCGGAGGCAACAGCAACGCCGGAGCAGGACGGGCUGGAGUGCUACUACCAGUAUUGCCUGCAGCUCGAGGAGUUGAUGAGAUGCAACGGCGGAAUGCCAAGGUGAUUUCUUGUAUGCUAUGCAAACGACAUGCAUAAAACAUUGUAUAUAGGUGAUUUCCAUUACGUUGCUAGCUACAUAGUACAAAUAAAUCAACUGGGUUCUAUAUCAAUCAAUAGUCAUGAGCCCGGGGUUGUGUUAUCCACUUUUGGUUAAUGGCAAGUAAUAAUCUUAUCCUAAUUAGCUAGUGCUGUUUGUCAAUUAUUCAUAUAUACUCGUGCUAA